UAUACAGCCUCCACAAAACGAAAGGGUUGGCGCCAAACCGUCUCAAAUUACUAGCAGGGUAGAUGAUUGGCUUAUUAGCACCCACUGAUUCAGAUUUGAAAGAUCCAAAAGAAAGAGAGGUUUCACACCUUUCGAUCCACCGAUUAUCACACAGCUCUGCUUUUGCAUGCAACAACAAUGGCCGUUUCUCUCCUCUUUUUGUCGCCUUCCACACCAUUCACAUUCAUUGCGCCACAUCUGCUUUCUCAUACUCGCACUGUAAUAUAUAUACAUACAUAUGUAUCACUCCACCUUCACACACUCUCUCUUGUUUUCUCUCUUCUGUAUUUUCUAUUGCAUUUGCAUCAGUUUCAUCUUCAAUUGCAACAACUAAUAAGAGUUGUCUAAGUUAAUUUGAUUCUCAUAAUGCCGCACCGUAGAAUUUAUGGACCACCAAGCACGAGGGACAGGGUUCAGGAAACCCUCUCUGCUCACCGGAACGAGCUCGUUUCUCUCUUCUCCAGGUAUGUGGCUCAAGGAAAGGGGAUUUUACAGCCUCAUCACCUGAUAGACGAGCUAGACAAUGUUGUUGGGGAAGACCACCAAGGAAUACAGGAGCUCAAAGAUGGUCCCUUUAGCCAAAUUUUGAAAUCUGCACAGGAAGCUAUAGUUCUGCCCCCAUUUGUUGCCAUAGCAAUUCGUCCACGUCCUGGUGUUUGGGAAUACAUUCGUGUUAAUGUUUAUGAACUUAGUGUGGAUCAACUAAGUGUUCCUGAAUAUCUUCGUUUCAAAGAAGAACUUGUGGAUGGACAGUACAAUGAAAAUUUUGUGCUUGAACUUGAUUUUGAGCCGUUCAAUGCAACAUUUCCUCGACCAACGCGUUCGUCAUCCAUUGGCAAUGGGGUUCAAUUCCUCAACCGUCAACUAUCUUCAGUUAUGUUUCGUAACAAAGAUAGUUUGGAGCCUUUGCUUGAUUUUCUUCGCACACAUAAGCAUGAUGGACAUGCGAUGAUGCUGAAUGAUCGGAUACAAACGAUAUCUGGACUUCAGUUUGCUUUGGCAAGGGCAGAGGAAUAUCUUUCUAAGCUUCUUCCAGAUGCGCCAUAUUCUGAUUUUGAAUAUGUACUCCAAGGAUUGGGUUUUGAGAAAGGUUGGGGUGACACAGCUCGGCGGGUCUCAGACAUGGUGCAUCUGCUUUUGGACAUCCUUCAGGCUCCUGAUCCUUCUACCUUGGAAACAUUCCUUGGGAGGAUCCCGAUGGUGUUUAAUGUUGUGAUUUUGUCUCCGCAUGGAUACUUUGGCCAAGCAAAUGUGUUAGGUUUGCCUGACACUGGUGGGCAGGUUGUUUAUAUACUUGAUCAAGUGCGUGCAUUGGAGAAUGAGAUGCUUCUUAGAAUACAAAAUCAAGGACUGGAUGUCAUCCCCAAAAUUCUUAUUGUAACCCGGCUUAUACCUGAUGCAAAAGGUACAUCAUGCAAUCAAAGACUGGAAAGAAUCAGUGGAACAGAGCACACACAUAUUCUGCGGGUGCCUUUUAGAAACAAAAAAGGAAUUCUCUGCAAGUGGAUUUCAAGGUUUGAUGUGUGGCCAUAUCUGGAGACUUUUGCGGAGGAUGCAUCAAACGAGAUUGCUGCUGAGUUACAGGGUGUUCCAGACCUGAUCAUUGGCAACUACACUGAUGGGAAUCUUGUUGCUUCCUUAUUGUCCAAUAAACUGGGGAUCACUCAGUGCAAUAUUGCUCAUGCUUUGGAAAAAACGAAGUAUCCAGAUUCUGAUUUAUACUGGAGAAAAUACGAGGACAAGUACCAUUUCUCUAGCCAAUUUACUGCUGAUCUCAUCUCAAUGAAUAAUGCCGAUUUUAUUAUCACCAGUACAUACCAAGAGAUUGCAGGAAGCAAGAAUCAUGUCGGACAGUACGAGAGCCACACAGCUUUCACUCUUCCAGGGCUGUAUCGAGUUGUUCAUGGCAUUGAUGUCUUUGAUCCAAAAUUCAAUAUCGUCUCCCCAGGGGCAGAUAUGAGCAUAUACUUUCCAUACUCAGAAAAACAAAUGAGACUUACUGCUUUGCAUGGUUCAAUUGAAGAACUCUUGUAUGGUCCAGAGCAGAAUGAUGAACACGUUGGCAUGUUGAGUGAUCAGUCAAAGCCCAUUAUCUUUUCGAUGGCAAGACUCGACAGGGUCAAAAACUUAACGGGCCUGGUUGAGUGCUAUGGUAAAAGCAACAAGCUAAGACAGCUGGUUAAUCUUGUCGUGGUUGGGGGUUACAUUGAUGCAAAGCAAUCCAGGGACAGAGAAGAGGUGGAAGAGAUUGAAAAGAUGCAUGCCCUUAUAAAAGAUUACAACUUGCAUGGCCAGUUUCGAUGGAUAACCGCACAAAUGAACCGCGCUCGAAAUGGUGAGCUUUAUCGCUACAUUGCAGAUACAAGAGGGGCUUUUGUGCAGCCUGCAUUCUAUGAAGCUUUUGGCCUCACAAUUGUGGAGGCCAUGACUUGUGGGCUUCCUACAUUUGCUACUUGUCAUGGUGGCCCUGCUGAGAUUAUUGAGCAUGGUAUUUCAGGAUUUCAUAUUGAUCCAUAUCACCCUGAUCAGGUAGCAGCCGUUUUGGUUGACUUCUUUGAACAAAGCAAAAAGGAUCCAAGCCACUGGGACAAGAUCUCUGAUGCAGGGCUUAAACGAAUCUAUGAAAGGUACACAUGGAAGAUCUACUCCCAAAGGCUACUGACAUUGGCUGGGGUUUAUGGCUUCUGGAAGCAUGUGUCAAAGCUGGAGAGGCGUGAGACUCGACGAUAUCUGGAAAUGUUUUACAUUCUCAAGUACAAGAAUUUGGUGAAGUCCGUUCCACUGGUAGUUGACGAACAAAAUUAAACUUUGCACAGUGAAGUGAAGCCCCCUCUGCUCACUGCUGUCUUCGCUGUUAUGUUUACGGGAUGAAUAAAGUAAACGUUUUCAUUACUGUAUCUUGUAUCCUACCUUGGUUUUUGUUAAUUAUGCUUAUGGACAAAAAAUGUACGAACUUUAUUCUAGUAAGUCUGAGUUCUUAUGUUUAAUGUUUUAUGCAUGCUA
Cornus florida is the source of this 3042-nucleotide messenger RNA. Its product is annotated as sucrose synthase 2-like. NCBI's taxonomy places the organism in Eukaryota, Viridiplantae, Streptophyta, Magnoliopsida, Cornales, Cornaceae. Gene Ontology annotation, molecular function: sucrose synthase activity. The record is from RefSeq and is a predicted model, not a curated record. Gene Ontology annotation, biological process: sucrose metabolic process. The transcript has 15 exons. The coding region runs from base 406 to 2844 and encodes 812 amino acids.